Molecule: messenger RNA, 1410 nt
Organism: Marmota flaviventris (yellow-bellied marmot)
Lineage: Eukaryota; Metazoa; Chordata; Mammalia; Rodentia; Sciuridae
Gene: Plekhs1
Product: pleckstrin homology domain containing S1
Source: RefSeq, a predicted model, not a curated record
AUGGAAACCAAAUCUCCAAAGAGUCCAGGCAAGCAACUUACAUUUUAUUAUGAAAAUGAAGUCUAUAAACAAGAUUACUUUAUUAAGUCACCACCUCCUCAGCUUUUCUCCUCCGCAACCUCUUGGAAAAAGCGUUUUUGUGUCCUGUCAAAGAAUGGGGAAAAGGGUCUUACUCUUUCCUAUUACAAAGACCAUCACCAACGAGGUUCCCUCGAAAUUGAUCGAAAUGCCAGCGUCAACGUGGGUAUAAAUAGCCAGGAAAAGCUUCAAUCUGUGCAGAAGAUGUUUAAAUGCCACCCGGAUGAGGUGAUGUCCAUCAGAACCACUAACAGAGAUUACUUCCUCAUCAGCCACGACAGGGAGAAGAUUAGAGACUGGGUCUCUUUCAUAUCAUCGUUUUGCCAUGGUGUACGAGCAGCUCACCAGAACACCCAGGAGGGACCCUCACUGGGUGAUACAAGGCCGGCUUCCUACCCCAGCCCUGUCUUUGGUCCUUCCAGUGUGAUGGAGGCUGUGAGCCCCACCUCGCCACGAAACAGCCUUCCAGACAUGUAUUUAAUGGAAAAAAGUUCUCCAGGAUUCAAGCAGGCUCAUCUUCCGCGUGAUUUCUUGUCAAAGACCACUCAAGACACACAAGAAGAAAGUUAUUAUCUUAGUCCUCGAAGUGUUCUUUUAGAGUUGGAUAAUGUUAUUGAUUCCAAUGAUUCUGGUGAAUCCAUUGGACCUGGUAGUGAAGACCAGGUCCCCAAGACAACUGAAUGCCAUUACAUGUCAAUGAAAUCCUGUUUUUUCAAGGCUACACUCAAUGCAUCUGCUGGCUGCCCAGAGGAGGCCCAGACCUUUCCAGAGCCCCAGGAUGGAGGCCCCCAACUGCAGGAACCAGAUUCAGGAAGUGAUCUGUGUCUUUCACCUGCCAAUCCAGAAACACAGGCCACGGAUGAUAAGAAGGGAUCGGCCUCACUGACUGUUGUGAAAUUGUCUAUAUUACUCAACAACAUCCCUGAUGAGAGCCACUUGGAGAUGCUCGACGUGUUCCUUUCUCCGCCAGAUGUCAUAAACUAUCUUGCUCUUGUCGAAGCGGCCGGACGGAUAUGUGUGGCCAGGUGGGAAGGCCCCCCACAUUUGGGAUGCUUAUUUUGCCAUGGAGAUCAUGUCUUGGCCGUGAAUGACCUGAAACCCCAAAGCCUGGAGGAGGUCUCCUUGUUUCUUACCCGAUCCAUACAGAAAGAGAAAAUAAAGCUGUCCAUCGGGCGGAUCCCAAAUUCAGAGAAAUUCCAUGCUGAGGCCUGUACAUGCCUCUUAAAACACCAACGAGUUGCACUGAUCCAACAGGAGAAGUCUGGACUGCAGAGGGCACCAAAGAGGAGCCCAGCCAUUAAAAAGGGCCAUCAGAAAGGGACUGGGGAGUAG